This is a messenger RNA of Musa acuminata AAA Group (dessert banana), 2100 nucleotides long. RefSeq lists its product as uncharacterized. NCBI's taxonomy places the organism in Eukaryota, Viridiplantae, Streptophyta, Magnoliopsida, Zingiberales, Musaceae. Gene Ontology annotation, molecular function: S-adenosylmethionine-dependent methyltransferase activity. The coding region runs from base 365 to 1909 and encodes 514 amino acids. The transcript has a single exon. The record is from RefSeq and is a predicted model, not a curated record.
AAGAAUGGGGCCUUUCGACAUCCUUUAAGCACGCGGAAGCGGAGAGGAGGUGGAGAGCGCGUUCCGGCGAGCGAGAGAAGCGGAUGAGUGCGAGCGAGCGAUCUGAAAGCCCCUGAUGGAUUACCGCUUUGCCCCUGUCGGACUAAUCUAUUCCCCAUCUUUGCCCUCUCCUCGUCCCCUCGUCGGCGCCAACCACACCUCCGCCCGUUUCUGCUCCCGUUAAACCCUCCUCCUCCUCCUCCUCCUCCCCCUCCCGUAAAUCGCUGUUAGAUCUAGGGCAAGGGAUACGGCUUCUACAAUUUUUUUUUUCUGAAUAGGGAAGUCUUUUUUUUUCUUUCUGUUUUUGGUACAUUCUUUUCGGGCGAUGGUGCCGACGGCGAAGCCGAACUUGGUGCGCAACCUCAUCGUCCGGGCGCUGCUCUUCUUUGCUUCCAUGUUCCUUCUCCGAUUCGUCUACGUCGUAACCGUUUACGGCGGAUCCUGUACUGCCGGGGACUACUGCCUUUUCUCCCCGCUGGCGGAGCCCCUCACCGUCGCGGGAACCACCGGCGGUGCCUCCGCAUCGGCCGCCGUGGCAUCCGCUCAUGCCGGUCACGGAUCGUCUGCCACCCCUGCUGUUCGCGCCCUCUGGACCAGCCGGGAGUGGCGGAAGGCCGUGGAUUUCUAUUCCACCGUGUUCCAGGAUCUCGUCGCGGAGGGCUUCCUCUCCCCGGCCUCCAAGUCCUUGUGCGUCGACGCCCCCGCUGGCUACGAGGUCCUUGCCCUCAAGGAAAUCGGCGUGGCUGGUGCGAUCGGCGUCGCCAGGAAGAGCGCGCCGCCGUUGGUGGUUGCCGGCGGCAACCUCCUCCGCCUGCCGUUCAAGAAUGGCACCUUCGACUUUGUGUUCGCCGGCCAGAGCCUCGACCGGAGCAAACAGCCCGCCGAUCUCGCUGCAGAGAUUGCGAGGACGCUGAGACCCCAUUGGUUCCUGGUCGUGCUCACUGCCUCCGGUGGCGAUGCCUACAGCCUUCACGCCCUCGCCAAACUUUUCCCGGGCUGCGUAGCUGUGCGAUCGCGGGAGAUCAAUAGCCCAGAUUCGUCGAAGUCUCUUCGUGAGAUCGUUUUCCAGAAGGAAGAUGGUACACACAUUGUUAGCGCCGACUGGAAUUCAGAUUCCAAGUGUCCGAUCCCCGAACACAAGCUCCAGAUUCUUCAGUCAGCGGAGCCUCUGAUCGAGGAGGAGCCUCUAAAGCCAUGGAUCACCUUCAAGAGGAACAUCCAGAACGUCAAGUAUCUGCCAUUGAUUGCCGAUAUAAGCUUCAAGCAAAGGUAUAUUUACGUGGAUGUCGGGGCACGGAGCUACGGUUCGAGCAUCGGGAGCUGGUUCAGGAAACGGUACCCUAAGCAGAAUCACACCUUUGAAAUCUAUGCAAUCGAAGCCGAUCGGGCGUUCCACAAAGAAUAUGCCACCAAGAAAGGUGUCAAUUUGCUGCCUUACGCAGCGUGGGUAUGCAAUGAGACAUUAACCUUCGAGAUUAAUCAUGACCCUGAUAACCAUGAUGUGGGUAAAGGGCGAGGAAUGGGUCGAAUCAGGCCUACUGGGGGCUCCGAUGGUCGUGUCACAUCAGACGAUGUGCACCCAAUCCAGGGGCUUGAUUUUGCUGCAUGGCUGAAGAAGACGGCGACCGAGAGGGAUUAUGUUGUGAUGAAGAUGGAUGUGGAGGGGACCGAGUUUGAUCUGGUGCCGAGGCUUUUCAAAACAGGGGCUAUUUGCUUGAUUGAUGAGCUCUUCCUCGAGUGCCACUACAACCGAUGGCAAAAGUGCUGCCCAGGGCAGAGGAGUCCAAAGUAUCCGAACACCUACCGGGAAUGCUUGAAUCUGUUCACAUCGCUCAGAAAUGCUGGAGUUCUUGUUCAUCAGUGGUGGUAACCAGUAACACUUGUGUUGUCACACACGAUUUGUGCCAUUCACAGGUGCUGAAAUACAUGUUCAGUUUUUCACUUUUAUAUUACAGGUAUUGCUUUUAUGGUUUGAUAGGAUGAUAAUCAAGAAAUGUGUAGCUAUGAACAAUCAUAGUUAUGUAGCUGUUAUUUUCACAAAUGAGGAAGCCAAUUCUUUUA